GUCAGUUUUACUUUGUCCGUGAAAUCCGAAGCUCUCAGUGAAGAAUGAAACUCCUACUCCUUGUUCUCCUCUUGCCAGCCAUUGCUUACGCAGGCCUGGUCACUCAUUACCCAUGUACCAACAGCUAUUCUAAUGGAGUUCCUGAUGUUCCUGCCUGGGUUGAGGUUGAGGGAUGUGAUGAAUUCGAAUGUAUAGUUCAUGAAGGCGAUAUAUUGCACUUGAUUGCUGCUUUUGCUCCACAAAGUACUCAUCACAGACUUGAAUUCUGGGUACGUGUCUUCUUGGUGGGAGUUCCGCUGCCAAUUGAGCAACCACCAGGUCUUGAUGAUGCCUGUCCACUCAUCAAUGGCGGAUGCCCAAUUGUAGCCGGACAGGGUGAGACUACCGCUGACGUGUAUAUGGAAGUGGACUUGCCAAAUAUUCCAAUUGCUGUAACGGUUCGAGCUGAGGUUAGUCUUCGUGAUCUUGAUGAUGGUGGAACUGUUGUAUGCGGUGGUGUUGAUAUUACUGCUGGAUAAUUUCAAAAGAAAGACACCGCAAUCAAUCCGCUUUUGAAUUAUACAUAUUUCGGCAAAAAUUAAGCAAGAAUGCGGAGUACUUUUCUAUAAGUGUUUCUACAACAAUUCUUUUUAUUUUGAUUAAAUGAAAUGUUUAAACAA
Molecule: messenger RNA, 659 nt
Organism: Phlebotomus papatasi
Lineage: Eukaryota; Metazoa; Arthropoda; Insecta; Diptera; Psychodidae
Product: mite group 2 allergen Tyr p 2-like
Exons: 2
Coding region: 45-518 (157 amino acids)
Source: RefSeq, a predicted model, not a curated record